CGUACCCCCACAGUGCCAAGAUACGCUACACCUAUUCGCGACUCGCACUGUGUCAGCUAUUGGUCAUUGUAAGCGCCGGCUCUUAGUGUUACACUUAUGACGUUGAUUUGAAGAAUUCCACGAGAAACAGCAUCCUUCGCCUCCUGGGACAUUACCAACAGCAACAGAUACCCUUCUUCAGACGACACGUCUUCCCCUUUGUUCAGAGAAGUACCAGACGCCGUGCAUCUACUUCACCAGGUCGCACGUGGGAUUGGACGUCAAUUACACUCACAUUACGACACCCACAAUUUGAGGCAUCAGGGUUCAACAGUCACUACCACCACCACCGUGCCGCACAGUCUUUAAGCUUUGGGCUUGGCUUGGGCUUGUGCCAAUGUCUUCCCUCGUCUGCAGGUCCCCAUCUGUCAUCUCGACAUCUUUGCUCAUCCUCCCCUUGCUCAGACUAGCCGCACCUGCCCGGUCAGUCCAGACGUGCGCCCAAAGACAACCACAACCACAACAAACACGGCGAGCCUCUGGCCCUGUCGCCGUUAGGCGCUUCUCCGCAUCUCUUACCCUUAGCCGCAAGGUUGCGCCAACGGAGGCUGCCCAUAUCAAUGAGGUUCGGAAGACGAUAGCCGAUGAGUUCGCCCUCAUCAAAGAUGCUUACCAGUCACCCAAACACCCGGUAGUCCUAGCACAUGGGCUGUUAGGGUUUGCCGAAUUAAAACUCGGAGGGUCCUACUUGCCAAGCAUUCAUUACUGGAGAGGGAUACAGGAGGCCCUAACGGCCCAAGGGGCUGAGGUUAUCACUGCCUCCGUCCCUCCCAGCGGCUCUAUCGAGAAGCGCGCCGCCAAGCUGGCUCAGGAUAUCGAGGCUCAGGCACAGGGCAAGAGUGUGAAUGUGGUGGCGCACAGCAUGGGAGGACUUGAUGCCCGCUACAUGAUCUCGCAGCUCCAGCCAAAAGGGGUCGACGUCAAGUCUCUUGUCACAAUCGGCACACCUCAUCACGGGAGUGCCUUUGCUGAUUACUUGAUUGACGAACUUGGGCCCAACUACCUGCCUCAGGUUUACAAAGCCUGGGAGCGGGUUACCGGUUGGGAGCCAAGCGCUUUUUCCCAGCUGACGCAGAAGUAUAUGGCGGAGCACUUCAACCCAGCGACCCCUGAUGACCCAAACGUCCAGUACUUUUCGUACGGUGCCAUGGUGAACGGAAAGCCUCCAUUGCUGAGCAUGUUCAGGAUAUCUCACAAGCUGAUUGAGGAACGGGAAGGUCCAAACGAUGGACUUGUCAGCGUAGAAAGCAGUCAGUGGGGUACCUACAAAGGAACGCUCACAGGCGUUAACCACCUGGACCUGAUCAACUGGACCAACAGGAUUCGGUCUAAUCUUCAGAAGCUGAUGGGUCACCCACCUUCGUUCAACGCGGUGGCUUUCUAUCUUGGCAUUGGAGAUAUGCUGGCAAAGGAAGGGUUGUAAGUGCCAGAGGGCAUGAUGCAAUGACGCUUGAAUCACCGGCCUCUAGGUAUAACGAGUUGGACACGUAAUUUCGGUAAAGGCUUUGGGGCAUACAAUCACGAGCGAAUGAAGAAUUCAUAUCAUGGGCAGUCUGUAG
This is a messenger RNA of Podospora bellae-mahoneyi, 1598 nucleotides long. It is a transcript of the gene TGL2, whose product is annotated as lipase 2. Gene Ontology annotation, molecular function: triacylglycerol lipase activity. The record is from RefSeq and is a predicted model, not a curated record. Gene Ontology annotation, biological process: lipid metabolic process. NCBI's taxonomy places the organism in Eukaryota, Fungi, Ascomycota, Sordariomycetes, Sordariales, Podosporaceae. Bases 377 to 1462 code for a protein of 361 amino acids. The transcript has 3 exons.